Molecule: messenger RNA, 1891 nt
Organism: Cottoperca gobio
Lineage: Eukaryota; Metazoa; Chordata; Actinopteri; Perciformes; Bovichtidae
Exons: 16
Coding region: 145-1770 (541 amino acids)
Molecular function (GO): protein binding
Source: RefSeq, a predicted model, not a curated record
CCUGAAAGGUUGAAGUCAGGGAAACAAAAUCUCCACAUGAAACGCGGAAAGAAGGAGAAAACAGUGAGAACUGUAAAAUAUACCAACAAGACAUAACGCUGAACACAGUCACGGGGAAACGCUUCAAAGACAUAAGCUAACAUCAUGCCAAGGAAGAAGGACACUGUUAAGGGUGGAGCUCCUAUAGCUAGAAUCCGAGAGAACUCGAGGCUCAUGCGCACACAUGAAACUAUGGUAGACUUCAUAAAUGGACAUCAUUCUGCAAACUCUAUCCUGGAUGUCUUUGCCUCUGGUUUAUUAGGUUUAGAUUUGUUACGGACGUUUGAGGGCGAACUGGAGGACGACAUCAUAUACACUGAUGAUGACGACGAUGAUGACGAUGAUGAAGAUGAUCACUUUUAUCAACAAAAUGCUGCUCAGAGGCCUUUAGAACCACAUCCACGAAUAAAACAACUCACUGACGAGGAGGCUGAUAAACAGGCAAAGGAAUUGUUAGAAGAAGAGGAACGGCGUAAGGAGAAAACUGAGAAGAACAAGCGUAAGAAAUUGCGUAAGAAACUAAAGAAGCGGUUAGGAAAGGAGAAUGCAGUUAAAGACAUUUUACCUGAAGAACAAGGGAAGUCGGGCUCGUCAGAAAAUCCUGUUAUUGAAAGUAAUGCAGAAGCAAAUGAAUCUCUCAAACCUGUUAAAACACACAAUGGAGAUGCGGCGGAGAGCAGUUCUAAUAAUAAAGAAGAAAAUGUUGCGGAGAUGAAUGCAAAAGAAGAUGAGAAGCAGGAUUUGAAUAUAAAUAUUUCAUAUGCAUCUACGACAAAAUUGGAGCCCGAGGUGAUGUGUGAUGAGAGGCCUGCGAGAGAGGAACAAAAGAAAACAACUAAAUUACUGGAAGUUCAGCAGCUCGAGGAGGAAAAACCAAAAGUUGUGGAGAAACCUGAAGUUAAAAGAAAGAAAGAGAAACAUGAAGAGCAGAAGCCGAUGGAUCCCACUGCAGAAGAGUUGGCAAAGAGAAGCAGAGAGCUUGCUGGUAUGGGAAAUCGUUUGGCUGCCUCCAGUCAGUACGAGAUGGCCGUGAAAUGCUUUACCGACGCCAUUAAAUACAACCCAAAGGAAUUUAAGUUAUUUGGAAAUCGCUCCCUGUGUUAUGAGAUUCCCUUAUUUACGCUUUACUUAUGGGGCAAGAAGUAUGUGUCCUGUCGGAGCCCCAUUAAUCUCGGGCUGCCUCCUGGCAUGCAGGCCAGGCAGUGUGGAAACCAAGCCAGGCUGCUGUUUAAUGAAUGUUUGACUGCCUCCAAACAGCAAGCCUCCCACGACAGCCCCGUGAGUAGCGCCUCGCUCGACUCACACUUGAUGAAGCUGCAUGAAAUGGGAUUCAGCUGGGCGCAGAGCUCGGAGGCCCUGAAAACACACGGCACGUUAGAGGAAGCUGUUGAAGCGCUGUUUGCUGGUGAAGACAGUAAUCCGGGGUCCUGCAGACGCCGGGGCCAGUUGGGUCAACACGGAGCAGCCGGUGGUGCAGGAAGAGAAGAAGAAGAAGAAGAAGAAGAAGAAGAAGAAGACGACGAUGAGGGCGAGUGGAUCGUCCGUCAAACUAGCCGUCCCAGAAUGCAACAGGUCAAAGAGUUUGAUGCUUUUGGCCACAGCAGAUCGAAAUCUCCGUCACCGACGCCUCAUUCAAGGAAUUCUGUGAAACCGGACCUUUUCUCCGUCUGGGUCGGAUCCUUGGCUCCUGCUGUCACGUACUCAACGCUGCACGAGCUGUUCAGCAGGUGAAGUCCCACAUCGGAGCUCCGUCACGUCUUUUAGCACUUUGUCAGAAUCACAUGUCACAUCAUAACGUUUUUAAUUCUUAUUAUCAGUUACAACAACCCUUACAGGAACAGCAUUCUAAUAA